Molecule: messenger RNA, 5205 nt
Organism: Hemicordylus capensis (graceful crag lizard)
Lineage: Eukaryota; Metazoa; Chordata; Lepidosauria; Squamata; Cordylidae
Gene: INPP5F
Product: inositol polyphosphate-5-phosphatase F
Exons: 20
Coding region: 287-3697 (1136 amino acids)
Biological process (GO): regulation of endocytic recycling; phosphatidylinositol dephosphorylation
Cellular component (GO): early endosome; clathrin-coated endocytic vesicle
Molecular function (GO): phosphatidylinositol-4-phosphate phosphatase activity
Source: RefSeq, a predicted model, not a curated record
CGCCUGGCUUGCGAAGCACCAACAGGAGCGGCGGGAGCGGGAGGAGGCGGGGUGAAGCUGCCGCCGCCGGAGCCCGGACGUCGCGCGCCGGGUGCGCGCACUCCCGCCACUCCUCUCGGAGCAGCAGCCUUGGACGCCGGCGCUUGGCGGUUUCUGGGGUGGUGUCGCUGCCUGGUUCGGAGAGGGGGCAGGUCCCUCCCUCCCCUCUCGCGCCGCGCGUCUCCUCCUUCGGCGGCCAGUCCUCCUCGUCCUCCUUCCUCAUCCGCCGCCUUCUUCCUCGCUCGGAAUGGAGCUUUUCCAAGCCAAGGAUCACUACAUCCUGCAACAAGGGGAGCGGGCGCUCUGGUGCAGCCGCGCCGACGGCAGCUUCCAGCUCCGACCGGCUACUGACCUCCUCCUGGCUUGGAAUCCAAUUUGUCUGGGCCUGAUAGAGGGACUGAUUGGAAAAAUUCAGCUUCAUACAGAUCUGCCUUGGUGGUUGCUUCUAAUUCGCCAAAAAGUCGUGGUUGGCAAGCUUCCAGGAGAUCAUGAAGUAUGCAAAAUAACAAAGAUUGCAGCAAUACCACUCUCGGAAGCAGAACCUCAAGAUCUGGAUCUGGAGCUCUGUAAAAAACACCACUUUGGAAUAUACAAACCAGAGAAGAUUACACAAUCUCCAGAUGACUCUAAAUUCUUGCUUAAGACUUUUACUCAGAUUAAAUCUAAUGUUUCUGCUUCAAAUAAAAGGAAGGUCAAAGAAAGUAAAGAAAAAGAGAGAUUGGAAAGGAGGUUGCUGGAAGAACUUUUCAAAAUGUUUAUGGACUCAGAUUCUUUUUAUUACAGUUUGACAUACGACCUAACAAACUCUGUGCAAAGGCAAAGUGCAUGUGAGAAGGCUGGCUUGCCACUUUGGAAGAAGGUUGAUGACAGAUUCUUUUGGAACAAGCACAUGGUUCAAGACCUGAUCAACAUUGGUGAAUCGGAAGUGGAUUUUUGGGUUAUCCCAGUGAUUCAGGGAUUUGUUCAGAUUGAACAGCUUGUAGUUAACUAUAAUGAUGCAUCAGAUGAGGAGAAAAGCAGUCCGGAAACACCACCUCAGGAGUCUAUUUGUGUGGAUGAUAUUCACCCAUGUUUUCUUGUGGCACUUAUCUCACGGCGAAGCCGCCACAGAGCUGGCAUGCGUUACAAAAGAAGAGGGGUUGAUAAAAAUGGCAAUGUGGCAAAUUAUGUGGAAACAGAACAAUUGAUCCAUGUCCAUAACCACACCCUCUCUUUUGUCCAGACAAGAGGCUCUGUGCCAGUGUUCUGGAGUCAGGUUGGUUACAGAUACAAUCCCCGGCCACGACUGGACAAGUGUGAAAAAGAAACGAUUCCCUAUUUCUGUGGACAUUUUGAAGAACAAUUGAAAAUUUAUACUAAACAGGUUAUUAUUAACUUGGUGGACCAGGCUGGCCGAGAAAAAAUUAUUGGUGAUGCUUAUCUUAAACAAGUUUUAUUGUACAACAAUUCAAGCCUUACUUAUGUUUCAUUUGACUUCCAUGAACACUGCCGUGGAAUGAAAUUUGAAAAUGUUUCAACGCUAACAGAUGCGAUAUCGGACAUCAUCAUAGACAUGAAAUGGUGCUGGGUGGAUCAAGCUGGUGUGAUUUGUAAGCAGGAAGGUAUUUUCCGAGUUAACUGUAUGGAUUGCCUGGAUCGAACUAAUGUUGUGCAAGCUGCUAUUGCUCGUGUAGUUAUGGAACAGCAGUUGAAAAAGUUGGGUGUGAUGCCACCAGAACAGCCUUUGCCAAUGAAAUGCAAUCGAAUUUACCAGAUAAUAUGGGCUAACAAUGGUGAUGCUAUAAGCAGACAAUAUGCUGGGACUGCAGCUUUAAAGGGUGACUUUACAAGGACUGGUGAAAGGAAGUUGGCAGGAGUUAUGAAAGAUGGCGUUAACUCUGCAAAUAGAUACUACUUAAACCGCUUCAGGGAUGCUUAUAGACAGGCAGUCAUAGAUUUAAUGCAGGGUAUUCCUGUGACAGAGGAUCUCUACUCCAUCUUUACAAAAGAGAAAGAACAUGAAGCUCUGCACAAGGAGAAUUUGAGAAGUCACCAGGAACUCAUUAGCCAGUUGUUGCAAAGUUACAUGAAACUACUCUUACCAGAUGAUGAGAAAUUUCAUGGUGGCUGGGCACUUAUUGACUGUGAUCCAAGCCUCAUUGAUGCUACCCAUAAAGAUGUGGAUGUUCUGCUUCUGCUUUCUAACUCUGCAUACUAUGUAGCCUAUUACGAUGAUGAGGUAGAUAAAGUAAACCAAUACCAAAGACUGAGCCUUGAAGAUCUGGAGAAAAUAGAAAUAGGUCCUGAACCAACUCUCUUUGGGAAGCCCAAGUUCUCAUGCAUGAGGCUCCAUUACAAAUACAAAGACACAAGUGGAUAUUUCCAUACUCUUAGAGCUGUGGUACGCAACCCUGAAGAAGAUGGAAAAGACACUCUUCAGUGCAUUGCAGAGAUGUUGCGAAUUACAAAGCAAGCCAUGGGGUUAGAUGUACCCAUUACUGAGAAAAAAUUGGAGAGAAAAAGCAGUAAACCCCAUGAGGACAUCAUUGGCAUUAGAUCUCAGAACAGAGGCUCCCUGACCCAGGGGAAGAAUUACUUAAUGAGCAAGUUCUCAUCUCUUAAUCAGAAAGUGAAACAAACCAAAUCCAAUGUAAACAUGAGCAACCUUAAAAAGCUAGGGACCUUUACCAAGCCUGAAGUGAAAGUUAACUUCUUAAAGCCCAAUCUGAAAGUAAAUCUUUGGAAAUCUGACAGUAGCCUUGAAACCAUGGAAAAUCCCAUGACAGAUUCUAAAAUCCAUGCAGAAUCAGACAUUGAGAUCUCUUCAGAUAAUGACUCAUUCCAUUCAGAUGACUUCCUUACAAAUUCUAAAUCUGAUGAUGACCAGCAAUUCGUGGACUCCUUAGAGAAUGUGGGUCAGAUAGAUUAUGUCCUGCCUAGUUGUGGUAUCAUUGCUUCUGCGCCUCGGCUAGGCAGUCGCUCCCAGUCUGUAAGCAGCACCGACAUCAACAUUAGCGUUCCUGUUCUUUCAGAAGUUAAUGUUGCUCAAUGUGAAGACCAAAUGAACAGGUCUGAAUCUGAAAGCAAGGCACCUCAGGAAAUUCCUUCCACUGACAAUGCAGCAGUGGAGUUCACUAAGCCGAUUGAUGCUUACUGCCACAGAUUUGUACAAGAUGCUCAAAUUAAGAUGAUCAAUGUUUCAGAAAUGGAAAUAGGUUCUCAAGAUCCCCACCAGGAAGCAGAUUGUUUCAGCAAUGCUUCCAAGAAAACUGAACUGAACUCAGGAAGAGUUAGUGAGGCUCCUUCUAGACCGUCUAAAUUGGAUGUACCAUUUUCAGAGUCAGGGUCACAGUACUUAGUGGUUGAACAAACAAAUUCUUCUAGGUCUCAUAAUAGCCCAGGCUCGGCAUCCAGUAUUCUUGAAGUUGAGCCAGGACUUCAUCUGACCCCUUCACCAGCAGAGAACAAUGGUGGCAGGGCAGUGUCUCCCUUUGCGAAGAUCCGCAGCUCCAUGGUCCAGGUGGCUAAUAUUACACAAGCUGGUCUGACCCAAGGAAUCAACUUCGCAGUGGCUAAAGUCCAGAAGAGCCCAGCUGAACAAGAAUCUGUAAAUGAAAUUCAACAAAAUGAACUCAGAGAAAUGUUUACGCAGUGUCAGACACGAAUAAUUCAGAUCUAGGAAUCAAGCUCUUCAAAUCCAUUUGUACCUUAUAACACAACCUUGGCGAAGAAACUGGCUGCCACUUAGCAUUGGUAUAAAAAAUAUCAAUAACUAUGUUUUGUGGCGAGUUUUUUGGGGGACAAAAGUUAACUGGCUUCUGAACAGGUUUCAGAAUUAUGGCAGCUGAGCUGGUGAAGAUAAACCAUACUAAACAGCUAGUUCAUACACCGGUGGUUGAUGUGCAUGCGGUAGUUUAAGUGAUCAGUUGCACAAUUCUCUUUUUUGGGACCAGUUUUUGUAGGUCUUCUGAUUUAUGUAGAAUAUUUAUAUUGAGGGACUUGGUACUGAACACCUGUUACCUUAGUAAUCUUGCACUGUACCAGUGAAAUAUUUUACUCACAGAUUACAUGCUAUUUAUUUUUCAAACUAACUUUUUUAUUUAAGCUUUUGAUUUGUGUUCCUUGAUGUUCUAGAUGCAUUCCUAAGGACGUGGUCUCCGUAGAGGGAGCAUGAGUUGAGCAUUUACUUAUGUAUGCUGGGGUUGACUACUUCUUCUUCCUACCUCCUUUAACUGAUAGCUACGGUAUCUUAGAGCAAUCUGAUAACAGUAAUACGGAAAAGCUUGCAGGGCAGAUGCUGAAAGGGUUUUCUUAUUAAAAAAAACAUAAUAGUAAUCCUUUAAAGAUAUUAUAUAGUGUGUCUUCUGUUACUGAAACUGCCUCCUUGCUCUUAGGCUGAACCAUUUUGUGAGGAAUUGCAAUGGUCUUUAACUUCAAAGAUAAAUGCUGAAUGUCAGGUGUAUCAUAUUAUGUUUAUUUGAGGAGACAUUAUAAUGCCUAACCACAAGCAUGGACGCACCAACAAUAGCAUAACUGAAAAUGUACUCAUCCAUGAAAUCAUACUGCUGAUAUUUAAAACCAGAUUAAUGCAAAGUGUUUCAAAACAGCUUAAGUAGCAAGUAAUCAAUUGUGAGACCAACUCUUGCUUUGUCACAGUACUGGUAGGAAGUGAGGCCACACCCAUAGCUGCUCUGGGAAUCUGAUUCCAAAAGCCUGGUGUGUAAUGGAUAAAUUUCGCUAGCUCUUGCUGUCAUUUCCCAGAGCAGUCUUGUGGCUGUCAUUCUGUUGUAGGAUGUAGCAGCAGAAGCAACAACACUGGAUUUUGCUAUCUUGUGCUUCAUAGCCUCAGUAGCUCUCAUUCUAGAACCCAGGUCUCUGUAUGUUAGUACAAUGUGUACUAUAGCUAGACUGCACAUAAUGUUCUAAGCAGUUAACGAGUGUCAUGAUGGUAGUACAGUGUCUUUGGAUAUCCUUAAUAUAACAGAAGUGAUCAUCAACUUAACCUGAUUGUGUCUUUGUCUGAUACUUUUGAUACGGUUUCCAUUUUGUUAUUUAUUACUGUAAUGUGCUUUACUUUUUUGGAGUGUCUGUAUAAAUUUGUGACAAUAUUUAAAAUAAAAUUGUACUGUUUUAAUGUGGGAGACCUAUAUGAAAAAUAUUUUAAUAAAAAAAAAUCCAAAUCCUGUA